Molecule: messenger RNA, 2875 nt
Organism: Podarcis muralis (Common wall lizard)
Lineage: Eukaryota; Metazoa; Chordata; Lepidosauria; Squamata; Lacertidae
Source: RefSeq, a predicted model, not a curated record
AGGGGUCCCUUUACCUUUAAAUACUGCAAGAGCCAGCCCCUGCUCGCCUGAAAGUUGGGUUUGCUUUGUACAUGGGCUCUUGCAGGCAUUUGAAACAGUCCAGUUAACCACCUCCUCAUUGCUGCGGGCGACUUCACCAGGCGGCGACAACAGAUCUGCAUUCGGGGACCUUUGCCCCAUGCCAUUUUUGUGUGCUGGCGAGGGAAUGGCCUGAGAGAGAGAGAGAGGCAGGAGAAGCGUUCUGGAUUUUGCAUGUUUAAAACGAUGAGGUGGGAAACGUUUUGGAACCAGUAGGCACUCCCUGCCUUUGCCGUGGUUCCAGGAGUAGCCAGGAACCUGGGAUUUCCCCAGCGCGGGCUGAGAAGCAAAGACCCGAGGGAAGGUAGAAAGGCAGAUUGCGGAUGUCCGGGUGACUUGAAGAUGGCAGAAGCAUUAGGAACUCAGAUAUAUAAGCUAAUCGCCGAACGGCACCUUAAACCUACAGUUGCCACAAUUAGGGGCCAUUUCCCCCAAAAUGGGGUGUGUUGUGGCGGGUUAUUAUUAUUAAUUUCUAGUCUAUACUACGUUGUAUUUUAAAGAGGGAGGCACGGGGAUAUCUCAAAGCUGUUUACAGCCCAUUAGCGCAUCAAAUAAAACAACCCAGAAUGAAAUGAAUCCAAGCUUCCGGGAAAAUAUUUCAGAUUCUUUUCUAAGUGACAUUUCGCUUUCUCCAUAUUUUUUUUUACCUAAAUUUAUAGAGCUUCUCCCAUAGCGGAAGGAUUCUACAGAGCCAGUGUGGAGUAAUGGUUAGAGUGACGGACGAGGGCCUGGGAGAUCGGGGUUCGAAUCCCCACUCCCGUCAUGAAGCUCAGUGGAAUUUGUGGGAAAGCUUAAUUAUGUUUACAGACCCAAGUAGUCUUAAAAUGCCUACCAUGAUUCUGCUCUCCGGCUGCUGAUGCCAUCGCAUCCUCGGUUGCCAUGACAACGGGCGACUGCUGCCACCUCCCGGGCUCGCUGUGUGACUGUCCGGGCAGCGCCGCGUUGUCCAAGUCGGUGGAAGAUUCCGACUUUGGGCGUCCUCAGUACGUCACCCAAGUCACGGCCAAGGACGGACGGCUGCUCUCGACUGUCAUCAAAGCCCUGGGGACGCAGAGCGAUGGCCCGAUCUGUCGAAUCUGCCACGAAGGCGGAAGCGGAGAAGGCCUGCUCUCGCCCUGCGAUUGCACGGGCACCUUGGGGACCGUCCACAAGAGCUGCCUAGAGAAGUGGCUUUCCUCCUCCAACACGAGCUACUGCGAACUGUGCCACACCGAGUUUGUCGUGGAGCGGCGGCCCAGGCCCCUGAUCGAGUGGCUGAAGGACCCCGGCCCACGCAACGAGAAACGGACGCUGUUCUGCGACAUGGUGUGUUUCCUUUUCAUCACCCCGCUGGCUGCCAUCUCCGGCUGGCUUUGCCUCCGCGGUGCCCAAGACCACCUGCAGUUCAAUAGCCGCCUGGAGGCCAUCGGCCUGAUUGCCCUGACCAUAGCACUUUUUACCAUCUAUGUCCUUUGGACACUGGUUUCAUUCCGCUACCAUUGCCAGCUGUACUCCGAGUGGCGAAGGACCAAUCAGAAAGUCCGCCUGAUGAUCCCGGACUCGAGGAACCCGCACCCUGUCUCGCACUCGCUGCUCUCCGCCAAGCUCCUGAAGAAGAAGGCCGACGAGACGACCGUAUGAGCCAGGAGCGGCCCUCCGUAGGCGAGGGGGGCCCUCCCCUCGCACGGGGCGGGGGGCGGGGAGGAGGGAGAGAGAGAGAGGAGAGCGGGAUAGCACUUUCUCCCGCCCACAGCGGCAAAAGACUCGCCUAAACAAUCAGCCCGACCAAAGGGGGAAUCUUGCCACUUGCCCCGUUCCGCUGCGGCGAGAACACAGAACGACAACUGAGCCCCCCAGGGGUGUGUGCAAUGAGCCUGGCUGGCGGUGGGCCCUGAGCGCCCGCCGGCCAGGCUCCGUCUUCGAGACGAAACCUAGCAAAGGAGAAAGAAAGCCUCUCCCUAUAUCCAUAUAUCUAUAUUAUAUUACCAUAAUUAUUGUUGUUAUUAUUAUUAUUAUGAUUUUGUCACUCUUCUUAAUUUCCACGCCUGGUGUUGUCGCUGUUGCUGCUGUUGCUGUUUGUGUCCAGGCCCCUUUUUUUAUGUUGUCCCGACAGACGUCCCCGCGAGAGAUGCGGAGAGGCCACCUGCCCGUUGCUGCUGCUUCGACGCCCCACCACCACCCCCUCCCGCUCACCUCAAGGCCGUUGCGCUUUGUCGGUUUCGCCCGGUGGAGCAUUUGCUGCGGAGGUUUCUCGCCGCCGCCCGAAUUCUACGCGGCAACCGCUGCGGCUGCCGCAUUUCGGGGAAGGCUCGAGAAUCGAUGAGUUCUUAACCCCCAGCGGUUUAAUACCUGCUGUCCCUGUGGGUAGGAGCUGGGAAAUGUCUGAGGAAGGCGAGGGCACCUCUGCAAUAAAUAUUCACCCCGCGAAACACACCGGGCGUAUUUUCAAGAACUUGCAAUGACUUUCUAAGCUGUUAUGAAAAGAAGCGGGGGGAAAGCAAUGUGCAGCUUGUCAUCUGAUCGCAUUUGGGAAUGAAUUGGUGCUCUUCCGAAGAACCGGAGGGUGGGAGGGAAGUUUCUUCCCCUUUUGCGCCCUUCUUUCCUCGGGGUCUCUCCAAGCCCCCUUUCCUGUUUUUGCACUACAUAGAUUUUUUGAGUGGGGGAGUGCCGAGCCCCCUCCCUCGUCCCCCCCCUCUUGUUUCUUUGUCAGUGAUGUUUCUCUUCCCCGGCCAGAGGAUUCUGUGUGUUUGAGAAUGGAUUUGAAGUAUAAUAAUAAUAAUCCCAGGAGGAGUAAAAAAAGAAAAAAAAAUUGAACCAA